Plectropomus leopardus (leopard coralgrouper) is the source of this 912-nucleotide messenger RNA. The record is from RefSeq and is a predicted model, not a curated record. NCBI's taxonomy places the organism in Eukaryota, Metazoa, Chordata, Actinopteri, Perciformes, Serranidae.
AUGAAUACCACCCACACCUACAGCGUGCAUGCUGCAGAACUGGCCCUCAGGCAGCAGAUGGAGGCCCUUCAGCAGCAGUUCAAACAGAGAGACUGUGAUUGGUCCGGAGUUCGAUGCCAGCUGGAGGAGCUGAUCAGAGAAAACUCUGAGCUGAGGGAAAAAACAGCUGUUACGCCACAGUGCCGCUCAGUGGCCAACCGAUGUGCCGCACAAACACAAACUGUACACCAAGAGGGACCAACACAGAUGCAGCAGCUUCUCCCUAAUGGGUGCAGCCUGGUGACUUUCAAUAGCGGGACAAGGAAAGUAACCUCUGCAGACCAGAAGACGAAGACAGUCACAUUCUUCAACGGAGACAUCAAACACAUUUUGGAAGAUGGAAAAGUGGUGUAUUACUAUGCUGGCUCACAGACGACACAUACCAUCCACACAAGUGGUCUGGAGGUCCUUCACUUCCCCAACAAGCAGAUUGAGAAGCGACACCCUGGGGGGAAGAGAGAGAUCUUAUUUCCAGACCAGACCAUCAAGUAUUUGGAGCCCGACGGCAGCGAGAGGACAAUCUUCUCUGAUGGCACCAUCGUUCACCUUUCACCAUCAGGUGAGAAGAUGAUCGAUUUCCCCAGUGGUCAGAGAGAGAUCCACACUUCCCAGUACAAGAGGAGAGAGUAUCCUGAUGGGACAGUUAAGACCAUCUAUCCCAACGGACGACAGGAAACCAAGUACGCAUCAGGCAGAGUACGCAUCAAGGAGAAGGAAAAAGUCACCAUCUGACAUCUUAAAUGAACACAUGUUCAUAUGUGUAAGUGUGAGAUGGAGAGUGUUUAGUGUGUGUGUUCAGGGAUGUUGUGCAGUGGAAAUACCUUUCCAUUAUGUUUUAAAUGAGGAUCAGUAAAGCAGUGAAAAUAUAUUGCA